AUGGUCGGAGUCGUCCAGGUCCAAAGCAUCCCCAAGGGUACGCGCGAAUUCGAAGAGAAACGCGCUGCCAUCUCUCGCGCUUUCAGUGAAAAAGUCCCAAAGGAAUACUCCCUCCCCGAAGACCUCAUCACCAACCCUCCCACCGAUGUGUCCAAGAUCCCCAGCACCUGCGGGAUCCUGACUCCUGGGGAGCUUGAGAUAACCGAGAACUACGACGCCGUUGGCCUCGCCGAAGCGAUUGCAAACCAGACAUACACCGCCGUCGCAGUAGCUACUGCCUUUGCAAAGCGUGCCAUUAUUGCGCACCAACUGACUUGCUGCUUGACGCAAUGGUACAUGAAAGAGGCGAUUGAGCAGGCGAAGCAGCUCGACGAGUACCUGGCGAAGAACGGCAAGACGAUCGGACCUCUCCAUGGCGUCCCGGGUACAUACUCUUCCCAGGGGUGCUUCAGCAGCACCGUUAAGGAUGAGAAAGAUAGCCAAAUGGUGGCUAUCCUACGCAGUCUUGGAGCAGUGUUCUACUGCAAGACGAAUCAGCCACAGUCCAUCAUGCAUCUGGAGACGACUGGACACUAUGGCCGAACGCUGAACCCAUUUAACAUCACUCUUUCCGCUGGCGGCUCAACGGGCGGUGAGGCAGCCUUGAUCGCCAUGAAAGGCUCCGUCCUAGGCGUAGGCACGGACAUUGGCGGGAGUAUUCGAGGGCCUUCAGCGUUCUGCGGCAUUUAUGGCUUCAAGCCUACCACGUACACCCUUCCCAUGAAAGACUUCCUUCCGACACCCUUUUCGGCAGAACUAAACGUCCUUUGUUCGACCGGGCCCAUGUGCCGUAGCCUGAGGGACAUGAACCUCUUCAUGAGCGGUAUCGUGGGUGCAAAGCCGCACCUAUUGGAUCCGCGGCUCAUCCCGAUCCCCUGGACAGGACUUCAAACACCCGUAAGCAAGCCGCUCAAGGUUGGCAUCAUCAACAACGACGGGUUCAUUGAACCCCAACCGCCAGUGAAACGAGCCAUCGCGUGGGCCAAGGAGCGCCUCUCGGACCCCAAAUAUGUGGAAUUCCUCCAAAUUAAGGACUUCAAGCCUUACGCAGCUGCCGAAGCUUGGUCCAAGAUUCGGCGUAUGUACUGGCCGGACGGAGGCAAAAUGACAAAAGACGCCAUCACUUCUUCCGGUGAACCAGUUCUCCCGCUUACGGAAUGGAUCAUGAAAGACGCUGAGCCCCUGGGCAUGCUGACGGCCGAAGACGUCAAUCAAGCGCGCCGGGGGCGCGAUAACUUCCGAUGCGCCUUUGCGGAAAGCUGGCAGGAGCAGGAUGUCGACGUCGUGAUCGGUCCGGCGUUCGUAGGGCCUGCUUGCGCACAUGAGACGGCAUUUUACUGGACGUAUACGUCCCUGUAUAACUUUGUCGACUACCCGGGUGCGGUUUUCCCCACCCCGAUCAAAGCCGAAGCGAAGGAGGAGUAUGCGGCGGGUUAUGUUCCCUUAAGCGAUGCGUGUAAGCACGUCAAAGAGUUGUGGGAGGUUUCGAAUUUUGAAGGAGCGCCGAUCGAUCUUCAAAUCAACGCCAGGAAGUAUCAUGAUAACGAGUUAUUUGGUGCAUUGGAACUUUUGAAGGGUGUCUUGAAUUUGGGAUGA
Trematosphaeria pertusa is the source of this 1635-nucleotide messenger RNA. Its product is annotated as general amidase-like protein GmdB. NCBI's taxonomy places the organism in Eukaryota, Fungi, Ascomycota, Dothideomycetes, Pleosporales, Trematosphaeriaceae. The transcript is spliced from 2 exons. The record is from RefSeq and is a predicted model, not a curated record. The coding region runs from base 1 to 1635 and encodes 544 amino acids.